Taeniopygia guttata (zebra finch) is the source of this 2943-nucleotide messenger RNA. RefSeq names its product apelin receptor early endogenous ligand (gene APELA). Lineage: Eukaryota; Metazoa; Chordata; Aves; Passeriformes; Estrildidae. Gene Ontology annotation, molecular function: apelin receptor binding. The record is from RefSeq and is a predicted model, not a curated record. Gene Ontology annotation, biological process: apelin receptor signaling pathway; heart development.
UUACAUAUGUUUUUUUCCUGCCCGGGUUGAAUUUAAAGUGGAGCGGCCGCAUUGUUCGAGAGGCUCCUUGCCCCUACGCAUUGACCGGACCUGCUGUUUACACGGGCUUUUCAUUCCUGCGCUGUUUGCUUAUGGAAAAUAAGGGGGAGUGACAGAAAAAGAGAAAGGGAGAAGGGAGGAGAGGGUGGCCCGGAGCGCAGCACAGCCCAGGAGCCCUGGUGCUGCCGGAUCGCUGUCCCGCCGGCGGAGGCGGCUGGCCCUGGCUCCCGGCCGGGCCCUGGCAUGUGAGCGGCGGCUGCGGGCGCUGCCGGCCCCUCGCACCCGCGGGCGGCUCUGCGUGCAUUUCCUCGCCGGCGCACACACACACACAUCCUCAGAGCACGCCUCGCCUGGACUGCAGACAUGAGGCUCCAGCUGCUGCUUUGGAUCGUGGCUGUGCUCCUGGCGAGCCUCCUCCCAGCCUCCGGACAGCGGCCAGCCAACCUGGCGCUGCGCAGGAAGCUCCACCGGCACGGCUGCUCCCACCGGCGCUGCAUGCCGCUCCACUCCAGGGUGCCCUUCCCCUGAGCCCCGGCCAGCAACUUCAUACUGGACUUUUCAGUGUUUUAAAGGAGCGACAGUUAAACAAAUAAGAGAAGUUUGUCAAAAGUCCAGAUCAAAAACAGGUGAUUUGACAGCCACCACAGUGCCAUCUUCAGCAGUCCUGUCUGUCACAUUCUGCUGGACCUGGAGCUGCCCUCUGUCUCACACCCUAAGAAGUGGUGGCAGGGGAAGCGGUGGUGGUGAUGGGGGACAUACAUGAACUUACCUGGUAGUAUCAUUCCCUGCAAAUUAUUUGGCUCUCACAGUGAGCAGUGAAAGUUAAAGAUCAAAUCAAACAUCAGGUAGAUUUUGAUCUGAGGUAGAUUUCCAGUGGCAGUAAGAAGGAAGGGUCUGUCCAAGGCCACUCUUGAUGAUAUAUAAUAUUCAAACUGAGAGAAAUUGGAAGUGCUGUUGACUAUUCAUUUCAGGCUGUGUUUAGGAUGAAAUAGCAUCUGACUCCAGUAUGGAAUUGUAAAAGUCCAUUUUUUGUUUAUACUUUUAUAUAUUAAUAAUAUAUACAUAUAUGUUUUAACAUCUAACAUUACAUUUUUAUGGAAUUACCUUAAUAAUAACAUAGAAUGCAUUACUAUAAUAGCACCAAAGCCAGCACCACACUAGUGGUCCCACUAGCUUCACGUAUAGUAAGCAUAGUAAGAGUUUACAAUAUAAGAAAGCAAAGAGUGUUAUCCCUCAUUCUAUAGAUAGAGAAUUGAAGCACACAGAGAUAAGAGAUUAGCCAAGGGUCAUGCAAAACUGAUAACUCAGAUCUCUCAAGCCAGGCCUUAAGGUCAAGCCCAUCCUCCUGUCUAAUGAGCUGUUACUGCAAAGCCUAUCAUUUGUUUUCUUAAAGUGGGCUGCCAAACCAGACAGUUAAAAGAUGCUUGAAAAUUCAGUACUACAGAGCUAUUUGCUUAAUAGUAGUUUUCCUAAAAUACCCUCUACAGUAUUAUAAAUAGAGCAUAAAAAUAGACCAUUGAAAAGAAUCCUUUGUUUGGUCAGCCCCAGUGUUGCAUAGCACUCUAUUCCUGUAAUUUAAAUGAAUGGGAUAUUUGGAGGUAGCACUACAAUGAAUGAAGACUUCAAACAGAAAACAGGCUGUUCUUUUCAGCAAUGGAGGUCAAGAAUACAUUGAGCUUUUAGUCUGAGUUUUGCUCUUAAAAAUACAUGCUUCACAUCUGCCUUUUAUUUCAGCAGAAAUUACCUACUGACAUAUAAAGGAAAAUGUGGUGGCACUUUCAUUAGCAUAACUAAACCAACCUGAAAAUAAAACAUACUCAGAUUUUUAAGUCAUUGUACUAGACUUGAAAUGCCAACAUUUUUUACAAAAUAUAUAAGGAUGAUCAAAGAUCAAAAGUGUCAUGGUUUAAAUCUGGUAUUACUGUUUUUUAUUCUUACAACACAGUUUCUAAUAAUUGAAAGGACAGCAAUCAAAAAAACUGGAUAGCUGAAACUUUCUAAUCAGUGUGCAUAUGUAACCCCUUAUCUCUAAGAACUUGAAACUUUACUUGAAUUAAUACUGGCAGAGUUUAAUAGGAGUUACAAAUUUCUCUCCAUGAAAAAAACUUAAAAUAUAACUUUAGACUCAGUUUUGGAGUUGUGUAAAACCAUCAUCAAAGAUGGUCAAACUUAUCUAAAACAAUAAGCAGUCCUGCAGGUAAACCUUUGGGGUCUUGAAAAAAAAAAAAAAAAAAAAAAAAUUUCCCAAAGAGGCAUCCUACCACUUCUACAUAUUUUUAAAGUUAUUUAUUUAACUUGGCUUUGAUAUGUAUCCUUGGCUAUCUCUGUUUAGGUAAAGAGGUUCUUUACCUCUUUACUACAGGUAAAGAGUGUCAGAAAGCAAGAUAGGUGAAGAGUAGCUAUUAUGUCUUAUGAAUGAGUACAUGGAUCUAUUGUGGCACUGGGUCUUUUAUAUAAUCACAAUUAUUCAAUUAACUUUGAUAAAUGUAUCUAUGAAAAAGCUAUAAAUGCAUGUUCCUUCAGAGAGAGAAAAAUAAAAUAGCACCCUAGAAAGCCUGCUGUCAAGUUUACAAAAUAAUUCUAAAUAUCUGAUAUUUAAAGGCAUUCUGACACCAUCAAAUCUGCUUUAAAAAGGCAUUGAUUGUGAGCUUUGAUCUAUAAGUUUAUCAACUAGCUGGUUGACUGUAUAUUUUGUAAAAAGAUAGUAUGCAUUUAAAAUAGUAUCUUAUUUGAAAUAAAUUUUGUACACUCCUCAAAGUCUCUAUUCUUCAGCUGUCAAAGCAAUGCAUCUAAAGAAAAUUGAGAACUUGCCUGUUUUCCCUGUGGAUUCAUAGAAGAAUCAGUAUUUGAAAAUUUUUUUCUCAAUUUUUGACACAAAUAAAUGAUAGCUAAUAAUGGAAAAAU